This is a messenger RNA of Capsicum annuum, 1366 nucleotides long. RefSeq names its product protein trichome birefringence-like 33. Gene Ontology annotation, molecular function: O-acetyltransferase activity. Lineage: Eukaryota; Viridiplantae; Streptophyta; Magnoliopsida; Solanales; Solanaceae. Bases 1 to 1254 code for a protein of 417 amino acids. The transcript is spliced from 6 exons. Gene Ontology annotation, cellular component: Golgi apparatus. The record is from RefSeq and is a predicted model, not a curated record.
AUGGAAUUGCCUCCUUUAUUUCUCUUCAGAAAAACUCGUUUUUAUAAUUAUUUAUUUUUAUUACUAACGUUGGUUGUAUUUUUGAUCACUUACUCAUCCUAUCUUGUUCCUUCUUCUCCAUCAGUCACAUCCUUGGCCAAUUUGAUUUGGCCAAAUCCAAAAUCUCCUAAGAAGUACAAAGAGAAAUUACCAUUUGCCAUAGGAGAGACAAAGGAAGGAUGCAAUGUGUUCAAUGGAAAAUGGAUUUGGGAUGAGAAAAGGCCUUUAUAUGAAGAAUCAGAAUGUCCUUAUAUACAACCACAAUUGACUUGUCAAGAACAUGGCAGGCCAGAUAAAGAUUAUCAACACUGGAGAUGGCAACCUCACGGUUGUUCUCUCCCGAGUUUCAAUGCAACACUAAUGCUGGAAACUCUUCGAGGGAAGAAGAUGUUAUUCGCGGGCGAUUCCUUGAACAGAGGACAGUAUGUUUCUAUGGUUUGUCUGGUUCAUAGACUCAUUCCUGAGAAUGCUAAAUCCAUGAAAACUGUUGGUAGUUUCGACGUUUUCACCAUUAAGGCUUACAAUGCAACAAUUGAGUUUUACUGGGCACCAUUUUUGCUGGAAUCAAAUUCUGAUAAUCCAGGCAAACAUAGGAUUGAAGAAAGAGUUGUUCGAAAAGAUUCAAUAAACACACAUGGAAAUAAUUGGAAAGGGGCUGACAUAAUUGUGUUUAAUACUUACCUUUGGUGGAGGAGUGGCUCCCGUUUUAAUAUUUUGCAAGGAUCUUUUGAUGAUGAAGUGAAAAAUAUAGUGGAGGUAUCCACAGAGGAGGCAUAUGGCAUGGCAAUGAGGAGUAUGUUGAGAUGGAUUAAAGAGAAUAUGGAUCCAAAAAAAACUAGAGUUUUCUUUACUAGUAUGUCACCUUCUCAUGAAAGGAGCACAGAAUGGGGAGGAGAACCAAAUAAGAAUUGUUACAAUGAAACAAAAAUGAUAGAGGAUCCAAAUUAUUGGGGAUCAGAUAGUAGAAAAAGUAUAAUGCAAGUGAUUGGAGAAGAAUUUGGCAAAUCAAAAGAGCCAAUUACAUUUCUCAACAUUACACAACUAUCAAGUUAUAGAAAAGAUGCACAUACAACAAUUUACAAGAAGCAAUGGAAUAAAUUAACACAAGAGCAACUAGCAAAUCCAUUCAGCUAUGCAGAUUGUUUUCAUUGGUGUUUGCCUGGCCUUCAAGAUACUUGGAAUGAACUUUUAUUCACAAAACUUUUUUAUCCUUAGAUAAUUUUAUGGACGAUUCGCGGUUUGUGUUUGGCAAAUCAAUUAGAACAUUAACACUUGUAUUUGGAUAUUGUCCUUUGUGUAUACUUCUUUUUAGUCAAUCGAUUUUGAU